Messenger RNA from Colletotrichum karsti, 1890 nucleotides. Its product is annotated as CDP-alcohol phosphatidyltransferase. Gene Ontology annotation, molecular function: phosphotransferase activity, for other substituted phosphate groups. Gene Ontology annotation, biological process: phospholipid biosynthetic process. The record is from RefSeq and is a predicted model, not a curated record. Lineage: Eukaryota; Fungi; Ascomycota; Sordariomycetes; Glomerellales; Glomerellaceae. The transcript has 7 exons. The coding region runs from base 1 to 1890 and encodes 629 amino acids. Gene Ontology annotation, cellular component: membrane.
AUGCCUUCAUUCAAGAGCACCAUUUUCGCCGUUGCUGCGGCAUUCGUUGCUUCCGCCCACGCCGACUACGUUAUCAACCCCAAGUCCGUUCCUCUGGCCACAAGAAAGUCAUGGUGCCAGGAUGAGACGAACACCUGCCCGAUCAUCUGCCAACAAGUCGAGCCCAGGACGACCCUGGUCAACACGUGCAACUCCGAAACCCUCGAGUACGGCUGCAUCUGCGGCGACGGCAAGCAGCCCAACAUGACCGAGUACUCCCUCACGCUCCCCUACCACGUCUGCCAGGAGUACGGCAACCAGUGCGUCACAAACUGCGGCCUCGGCGCCAACCAGUGCGCGUCCAAGUGCCGCGAGGACCACCCCUGCGGAGCCAGCAACCCCACCCGCGAGAACAAGACCUCCAGCACCGGCACGGCCACGGCCACGGCCUCCUCCACACAGACCAGCGGCGCCAUCUUCACCGGCAUGGCCGGUGACGACAGCAGCAACGGAAGCGGCAGCUCCGGCGCCGCGGCUCUGGCAAUGGGCCGUGAGGCUGGCUUUGCCGUGCUCGUCGGCAGCUUGCUCGGCGGCGUCGCUCUCUUGCUAAUGGGCACCAAGACUUCUGACAGGGCCGCUGCCGCCGAAUGCAUCUCGGACGAUGCCCUCAUUCAUCUCAAGUCCUACAAAUAUUCUGCCGUCGACAAGUCGCCCAUCUCCAACUACAUCCUUCGCCCAUACUGGAACGCCGCCGUUGAGCUCCUGCCGUUAUGGCUGGCCCCGAACAUGGUGACGCUGUUGGGCUUCUUCUUCAUCCUGGGAAACAUUGGCCUCUUGGUCGUUUUUAUGCCUGAUUUGGUGGGACCGGGGCCAUCAUGGCUAUACUACAGCUUCGCUUUCGGUCUGUUCAUGUACCAGACCAUGGACAACCUCGAUGGCAAGCAGGCGCGUCGCACCGGAACCUCGAGCGGACUCGGCGAACUCUUCGACCACGGUAUCGACUCUCUUAACUGCACCCUGGCCAGUCUCCUCGAGACUGCCGCCAUGGGUCUCGGCUGCUCCAAGUCCGGCGUCUUCACGGCUCUCGUGCCUUGCCUACCCAUGUUCUUUUCGACCUGGGAGACCUACCACACCCACACCUUGUACUUGGGCAGAAUCAACGGACCUACCGAGGGUAUUCUGAUUGCCUGCAGCGUCAUGGUGGUUUCAGGCAUCUACGGACCUGGCAUUUGGACCCAGCCCAUCAUCAAUCUCCUCGGCGAGGGCCAUGAGCAGUACACCUUCGGCUUCGCUCACCUGAUGGGCGACACUUCCAUCCGUGACAUCUGGAUUGGCAUGAUCGUUUUCUCCCUCUUCGCGACUCACGUCCCCUUCUGCGUUCUCCACGUUAUCAAGGCCCGUCGUGCCCGCGGUGAGCCCGUUGCUCCCGUCUUCCUGGAGUGGACGCCUAUGGCGGUGUACACCCUCGCUAUUGGCGCAUGGAUUUACUCCCCUUACACGAGCCUCCGCAGCGAAAACCACCUCGUGCUUUUCUGCCUGACAAUGUCCUUCGUCUUCGGCCGUUUGACCACCAAGAUGAUUCUUGCUCACCUGACGAAGCAGCCCUUCCCCUACUGGACCGUCAUGCUCGUGCCCCUUGUUGGCGGUGCUUGCCUGGCUAACCUUCCGGUCAUCGGUAUCUCUGCUAUCAGCGCUCAGACCGAGCUGUACUAUCUGUACGGCUACUUCAUCUUUUCGGCUGUCGUCUACUUCCGCUGGGCGUACCUUGUCAUCACGAGCAUCUGCAACUUCCUCGGCAUCAACGCCCUCACAAUUCCUAAGGAGAAGCAGCUCGCAAACAAGCAAGCUCUUGAAGCAGCCAAGACGGGGCCGAUUCUCAACGGUACCGCGAACGGUUUCAAGAAGGAAUAG